CUGACAGUGGUUUAGAAUUAUCUUCCCAAAUUCGCUCAAAGGAUGAUCUUACAGAUUUACAACUUGUCAAAUCUUUGGGAAUCAGUACAACAAUGCCCUUAAAUGAUUUUAGAGCCAGAGAGCAGUUAGAACCACAGAAUGAAUGUCCUCAGAGGGAAAAGACUCCAACUGCCUCAGUAGAAUCCAUCCCAGAGGUUCUUGAAGAGUGCACUUCUGUAACUGAACACUCAGAUUCUGUUUCAAUUCAUGACAUGGACUAUGUUAACCCUCGAGGUGUACGAUUUACUCAGUGUUCUCAAAAAGAGGGAACAACAUUAGUCCCUUAUGGAUUGCCCUGUAUUCGUGAACUACUGCGUUUCCUCAUCUCCCUCACGAAUCCACAUGACCGACACAAUUCUGAGGUGAUGAUCCACAUGGGUCUACAGCUACUCACAGUUGCUCUUGAAUUGACUUGUGUGGCAAACUGCCCAUCUCUCUUAGGACUUAUAAAAGAAGAAUUAUGUCGGUAUCUCUUUCAAUUAUUGAACAUGGAGCGGCUCAAUUUAUAUUCAGCUUCCCUUAGGGUUUGCUUCCUUUUAUUUGAGAAAAUGAGAGAGCACUUGAAAUUCCAACUGGAGAUGUAUAUCAAGAAACUGAUGGAGAUCAUCACAGUGGAAAGCCCCAAGAUGAUUUAUGAAAUGAAGGAGAUGGCCCUGGAGGCUAUAGUUCAGCUAUGGAGGAUUCCUAGCUUUGUAACUGAACUCUACAUUAACUAUGACUGUGACUAUUACUGUGCUAAUCUUUUUGAAGACCUCAGCAAACUACUAUCCAAGAAUGCUUUUCCUGUUUCUGGACAACUGUACACUACUCAUUUGCUGUCACUUGAAGCAUUGUUGACAGUGACUGAUCAAAUUGAAGCACGGUGCCAAGCCAAAGUACUCAGAGGCAUAUAUCAGCAAGAGAAAGAAAUACUAAAACCAAAUGCAGAAAUUGCCAAUAUCAUUAGAGAAGCAAAAUUACCGGAGACAUGUUCAUCGAGUAAUGACUGCUUGGCGACCUCCCACUUGAAACAGCAAGACUGUUUGAAUUCAGAUAUGGAAAAUGAUACAGAAAAGAUCAUCCCAAGAAAGCCUACUCGAUUUUCCUGCUUCCUACCCAGAACACAAGAACUGAUAAUGAUUAAGAAUAAAAAAAAGCUCUUGAUAAGUGGUUCAGAGCACUUCAAUCAAAAACCAAAAAAAGGAAUACAGCUUCUUCAGGAGAAAAAUCUCUUGGCUACCCCAAUGGAUAACAAUCAAGUGGCCAAAUGGCUGAGAGAAAAUCCUAAACUGGACAAGAAAAUGAUUGGGGAAUUUGUGAGUGAUCGAAAAAAUGUCGAUUUGCUGGAUAGUUUUGUCAGGUGAGUAGAAAUGUUUCUU
Molecule: messenger RNA, 1397 nt
Organism: Pantherophis guttatus
Lineage: Eukaryota; Metazoa; Chordata; Lepidosauria; Squamata; Colubridae
Source: RefSeq, a predicted model, not a curated record